AUUUUGUCAUGUUGAAUUUUGUAAACAAAAAACAACCCUUUUAAAAAAUUAAAUAUUUAAUCGUUUCACUAUGAAAAUCGACUAAUUUCGAUUCAAAUUAGUCAUGUUUUCGAUUUGCAAACAAAGUCAUCCCCCUACCGGAGUGGAGCAUGCCCUCAGCUGCUUUUUCUUCAAUAAAACCGAAAAAAGUCUCGUUACUGCUGGGACAAACGUUAUUAAAGUGUUCCGGUUGAUUCCUGAUGUCGAUCAGAAAGCAAAGCAUGAAAGAUAUUCAGAAAUCUUCCCUCCAAAAUCCAAACUGGAAUGCCUGGCUCAGUAUCAACUUUUUGGCAAUAUUAUGUCCAUGCAAAGUGUCACUUUGGCUAAUUCGGCUAGGGACUCUUUACUAGUGGCCUUUUCUGAUGCCAAAUUGUCUGUGGUAGAAUACGAUCCAGAGAAUCAUGAACUUAAAACUUUGAGUUUGCAUUAUUUUGAAGAUGAGGACAUGAAGGAUGGUUGGACUCAUUUUCCUCACGUUCCUAUUGUGAGAGCAGAUCCAGAAAAUCGUUGUGCUGUAAUGACCAUAUUUGGUAGGAAACUUGUUGUGUUGCCAUUCAGGCGUGAUUCGUCCAUUGACGAUGGAGAUUCGGACAUAAAACCGAUGCUAAGUUCAACAGGUUCGGGCAAAAAUCCUAUUUUAGCCUCCUACAUGAUUGUAAUGAAGGAUUUUAUUGAUAAAAUUGACAAUAUUAUCGAUAUACAGUUUUUGCAUGGGUAUUAUGAGCCUACUUUGUUGAUACUUUAUGAACCUUUGAAGACUUUUUCAGGACGUACAGCGGUGAGAAUGGAUACAUGUGCAAUGGCUGCAAUUUCCUUGAAUUUACAGCAAAAAGUACACCCUAUUAUAUGGAGUGUUUCAAAUUUGCCUUUUGAUUGCUUGAGAGCGGUUUCGAUUAAAAAACCACUUGGCGGUACUUUAAUCUUUGCAGUAAAUUCUCUAAUUUAUCUCAAUCAGAGUAUACCGCCUUAUGGAGUGGCAGUUAAUAGUAUAGCUGAAUCUUCUUCAAAUUUUCCCCUAAAGCCGCAAGAAGAUGUAAAAAUCAGUUUUGAUUGUGCACAAAUGGGUUUUCUGGAUGAUGACACCUUGGUCUUAUCCCUAAAAGGAGGUGAAUUAUAUGUCCUCACCUUACUAGCUGAUAGUAUGCGUUAUGUGAGGAAUUUCCAUUUUGAAAAAGCGGCCGCCAGUGUCUUAACAACUUCAGUUUGCAUUUGUGAAAACAAUUUCCUUUUUUUGGGCUCCAGAUUAGGAAACUCGUUAUUGCUACGUUUCACUGAAAAAGCUAACGAAGUCAUAAUAACUAUAGAUGAUGAGCCUACUACUAAAAAAAUUAAAAAAGACCCCGGAGAUAUAAUAUCAGAUGAGCUAACAGACUUUAUUGCAAGUGACGUAAUGGACAUUAGAGAUCCAGAAGAAUUGGAAGUAUACGGUAACCAAACACAAGCUGGAGUCCAAAUAACCAACUACAUUUUCGAAGUGUGCGAUUCCUUGUUGAAUAUCGGCCCUUGUGGACAAAUUUCUGUGGGCGAACCUGCCUUUUUAAGUGAAGAAUUUUGCAAUAAUCCUGAUCUUAACUUAGAGCUAGUAACCACCGCAGGCUAUGGUAAAAACGGCGCUUUAUGCGUCCUGCAACGCUCUAUAAAACCGCAAAUCGUUACCACUUUCACUUUGCCUGGCUGCUUCAACAUGUGGACUGUGAAAAGCGGCGAAGAUCGACACGCUUUUUUGAUUUUGAGCCAAGAAGAUAGCACGAUGGUGUUGCAAACGGGCCGGGAAAUUAACGAAAUUGAUAAUACAGGGUUUGCUACGCACCAACCGACGGUUUUUGCCGGAAAUUUGGGCAAUAACAAAUUUGUGGUGCAAGUUACCACCAUAUCUGUGAGGCUGUUGCAAGGAGCUGUUCAGUUGCAACAUGUUCCAAUGGAUUUAGGCUCACCAAUUGUACAUGCUUCUAGUGCUGAUCCGUAUAUUUCCUUGCUCACUUUUGAUGGGCAAGUGAUUACUCUUAUGUUGAGAGAAACCAGAGGAUCUGCUAAGUUGGUUAUUAGUAAAUCGACUUUGUCAAAUAAUCCCCCUGUUGCAGCCAUUUGUAUGUACAAAGACACCUCUGGUAUAUUCACUAAUAAAAUCCCAGAACAAUUCACUCAAGUCCCUCAUCACUACAUAGCUGACAUCUCAGACAUGAAAACCGAAACAGAAAAUGAAGACGAUCUUUUAUAUGGAGACAAUGACUUUAAAAUGCCCUCUUUAGCUAAUCCUGCACCAAAACCUAAAGUUUUCCACAACUGGUGGAGAAAGUAUUUUGUUAACAAGAAACCAACUUUCUGGUUGUUUGUGGUACGGGCAAAUUCUAGCUUGGAAAUUUAUUCGAUUCCGGAUUUCAAGAUGAGUUUUUACGUACAAAACUUAUGUUUCGGCCAUAAGGUUUUAAUUGACGCUUUGGAAUCGGUUAUAAUGAAUGCUACAAUGCAUGUUAAUGAGACCCAGAUUCAAGAGGAAUAUCAAGUCAAGGAAAUUUCUAUGGUUGGUAUGGGUACAAAUGGAACCAGACCACUUCUCUACGUUAGAUUGGACAAAGCCCUUUACAUAUAUGAAGUGUUCAGAUACCACAAGGGAAAUUUGAAGCUUAGAUUUCGCAAAAUCAAGCACGACAUCAUGUAUCAGCCCAACGUUGGCGGAAUUGUCACUAGUAUAUCAGAAAAUUCUGAUUUAUCAAUUCUGCAAGACCGCAUUUCGAGGAUUAAAUAUUUUGACAAUGUCGCAGGCUAUAAUGGUGUGUUUAUAUGUGGCGCGAGUCCUUAUUGGAUGUUUUUGACUAAGCGUGGCGAAUUAAGAUCUCAUCCAAUGGUCAUUGAUGGAGAAGUAACUAAUUUUGCUGCAUUCAACAAUGUUAAUUGCCCAGACGGAUUGUUGUAUUUUAAUAAAAAAUCUGAACUUAGAAUAGGAAUGCUUCCGACUCAUUUAAGCUACGACGCCCCCUGGCCAGUAAGAAAAGUCCCACUACGUUGCACCCCUCACUUUGUCACCUACAAUUUAGAAUCAAAAACUUAUUGUUUGGUUACUAGUUUAAGUGAACCGUCAAACUCCUACUAUAGAUUCAAUGGAGAAGACAAAGAGUUAACCAUAGAAGAUAGAGGAGACCGUUUUCCGUAUCCUCACCAAGAAAAAUUCAGCCUAAUGCUCUUCUCUCCAGUAUCCUGGGACAUUAUUCCCAACACCAAAAUUGAUUUGGACGAAUGGGAACACGUUACUUGCUUGAGGAAUGUGUCUCUGGAAUACGAAGGUGCCAGGUCUGGAUUGAAGGGCUAUAUUGCAGUGGGUACCAAUUAUAAUUACGGAGAGGACAUAACUUCAAGAGGCAGGAUUUUGAUUUACGAUAUUAUUGAAGUGGUUCCGGAACCUGGACAACCUUUGACUAAAAAUAAAUUCAAGGAAAUUUAUGCCAAGGAGCAAAAAGGGCCUGUGACUGCUUUGUCACAAGUUAAAGGAUUUUUGAUAUCUGCUGUUGGUCAAAAAAUUUAUAUAUGGCAAUUAAAAGACAACGAUCUUAUUGGUGUGGCUUUUAUUGAUACUCAAGUUUACACUCAUCAAAUUUUAACAAUUAAAAAUCUUAUAUUAAUAGGAGAUGUUUAUCAGUCAAUUUCGUUGCUGAGAUUUCAAGAAGAGUACAGGACUUUGUCAAUGGUUUCAAGGGAUUUGAGAAACUGCGAAGUUUACUCAAUUGAAUAUAUGAUCGAUAAUAGCAACAUGGGCUUUUUAAUUUCGGACAAAGAAAAGAAUUUGUCAAUUUGUAUGUACCAGCCUGAAGCCAGGGAAUCCUUAGGAGGCUAUAGACUAUUGAAAAAGGCAGAUUUUCAUUUGGGGCAAGCAAUCAGCACUUUUUUUAGGAUAAAAUGUAAAAUGGGUGAGCUUGCAGAAGAAAAAAAGCAAAUGAGCGGAGCUGAUAGAAGACAUAUAACCAUGUAUGCUACACUAGAUGGAGCUUUGGGAUAUAUUAUGCCAGUCCCAGAAAAAACUUAUAGAAGACUACUCAUGUUGCAAAAUGUUUUGGUAACGCACGGAGCUCACGUUGCAGGCCUAAAUCCCAAAGCUUACAGAACAAUUAAGAGUGGAUUUAAAUCCCUAUCCAAUCCUACCAGAGGUAUUAUUGAUGGAGAGCUAGUGUGGAAUUUUAUACAGCUUUCUAUUACUGAAAAAAUCGAGAUAUCCAAAAAAAUUGGCACAAAACUAGACGAGUUGCAAGAGGAUUUGAAUGACAUUCAAAAGUUAACAAACCAUUUCUAAUGUGUUAAUAAAACAUUUUUUUUUUAAAUUGGAUUUACAAUUUAUUUACAAUUAACAUCAAAUAUACAGACAUAAAAAAAAAAUAUUAUACAUUAUUACACAAGAACAACAUAAAGCUUGAAUUUAUAAGGGCCAUAUUCUCGGUAGUUCAUAAAGCCUGGCUUAGUGGAAAAACUCGGCUUUGUCACAUAAAAAGCCAAGCGGAGAAUAUGGCCCUUAGAGCAUUAAUUAUUUGGUUUUCGAACGCUCCUAUUCUACUGAUUAACAUCUAAUGCCACAUCAAAAUACAACUCAGGACACAAAGUUCUUCCUUUAAUUAUCAAUUAGUAAAGAUGAGUAUUUCAAAUUCCAUUUUUGACAAUAUUGAAGCAACUUUACAAUAUAAUAUUAGUGCAUUUUUUUUUUUUUUUUGGCUCUUAUAGGAAGACCUACUUUUGCAAGUAAAAAAUUAAUUAUUGCACAUAUUAGCAUGGAUGGCCUUUUGUUACCCUUAAGUGGUGUUUAAAAAAAUAAAUUAGUUUUUGUUUUUUGAGGAAAAAUUGGGGCAAUUUUUGUGUUUUCAAAAAAUCGCACAAUUUUUCCUGGUAAAGGAUUAAGAAAUUACACAAUUAGUGUCCUUAGCUGGAAGUUCUAUGUGAGAGAGAUCUUUUUCAAUGAUUUCUUGAAUACUUACGCUUUUUCUUGACUAUCCAAAUGAUGUACCAAUUCGUCUCUUUUAUUCACAAUUUGAACUAGUUCGUCUAAUAAAGCUUGCUCCCUAUCCCUUUGCUCUUCUGUCUUUUUCCAAUCCUCUAUAGACGCAAUCUGCCUUAGCUCGUCAUUUAACAUCUUAUAUCGAGUCUCAUAAUCAGCUUCUUUUUCUCUAAAGUGUAAAAUAGUAUAUUAUAUACCUAGGUAGAGAAGUUGGUCAUUAUAAACCGAGGCGCAAAGCGUGUGUGAGGUAUAUAAUGACUUUCUCUACCGAGGGAUAUAUAGAAUUUUUUUUACUACUGCUAGUAGAAAAUAAAAAAUUUGCUUAAAAUCUGUGCUCUAAUUAUUUUUUUUUUUUAAUGCCCUCUUGAAACUGCUGCCCUCUAUCAACAGCUUAUGAUAACUUCCUAUGUACCAUCGUCACCAAAAGUAUCUGGGACACAAAUAAUGCAUAAUAAUCUCCUGGACUAAUUCUACUGUCAUUCAUUUCAAUGCAUUUAAUUCAUAGUUUGACAAUAAAAUUCAUAUAAUAGGACAAGAGCUAUGUGAAGCUGUCCCAGUUACUUUUGGUGACGAUGGUACCUACAGAAACCUGUAUUUUUUUUUUUAAAUUGACGCAUAAAAUUGAAAUUGAACCAAUAGAAACAUGACAAUAUCCUUGCGUCGUGACGUCAUUUUCAUUAUUGACCUAUGUAUUUUUUCAUUAUUUUCAUUAUUCACCUAGGGAGAGAAAUUCAAUUUUUUCCUAGAAAAAUAGAUUGAAUAAUGACUAUUUCUCAGGUUAGUAGUAAAAAAAAAUAGUUAUUUAUUAUACAACGGAAAAAAGUACUAGAUGGUGUGGUGUGGAAAAAAAAAUCACUUUCUUCCCAUGGGAGAAAAAGUGACAUUUUUGCCCCUGUCAACAGGUACAAAAAGUCUACUUUUUUCCCGUCACAGAAAAAUAGUUUAUUUUACAAGGAAAAAAAGUACUAAAUUUUAACGCGAGGUGUGGUUUGUCUCCCGACAACACAACGAACACUAAAAUCUUACUUUUUUCCCAUGUAUAAUACACUAUUUUUUUUCUGUGACGGGAAAAUCUCACCAUUUUCCAUCUAUAUAUUAUUCUCUAUGAGAAAAAAAAUUGACUGGUACCUGUUACUUUUUUCCCUCAGGAAAAAAAUUUGACUGGUACCUGCUACUUUUUUCCUGUGGGAAAAAAAAAAUCACAUUUUUCCCGAGGGAGAAAAAGUGACAUUUUUGUCACUGUCAACAGGUACAAAAAGUCUACUUUUUUCCUGUCACAGAAAAAAUAGUUAUUUAUUAUACAAGGGAAAAAAGUACUAGAUUUUAG
Messenger RNA from Ceutorhynchus assimilis (cabbage seed weevil), 6341 nucleotides. NCBI's taxonomy places the organism in Eukaryota, Metazoa, Arthropoda, Insecta, Coleoptera, Curculionidae. The record is from the annotation of a GenBank genome assembly.